AUGUGGCAUCACCGCGGGGCAGAACUGGCGGCGGAGACGCGGCGCUGUCGGCGGCAGCGCAGGUGUCGGGAGGAGCGUGCGGUCGCUGGCGAGGCCGGGAGCCGCCGGGGGGUGACCGCCUCCUUCCUGCCCUGGGGCGAGGCGAGCGCGGGGCCGCAGCUGCGGCAGCAGCGCCAUGUGGCAGCGCCGCCGCGAGGGACCGGGCAGCUGGCAGCCCCGCCGAGAGCCGGGGGCUGCUGCCACCCCCCCGGGGGCUCCGAGCAGCCGGGAGGGGAGCGCCCCGAGCGUGGGCCUUUGAGCUUUGCAGGCUCCGGGGAGCUGCGUCUGGUGGGCGGCGGCGGGCGCUGUGCCGGGCGCGUGGAGGUGAAGCACGGCGGUGAGUGGGGCUCCGUGUGCGCCUUCGACUUCGACUGGGAGGCUCGCUGGGCCGUGGUGGUGUGCCGGCAGCUGGGCUGCGGCCGGGUGGCCAGGGCGUCCCUGCACGCCCCGUUCGGGCCGGGCAGCGGGCGGAUCUGGCUGCAGCCCUUCUUCUGCAACGGCACCGAGGUUGAGCUGAAGAGCUGUUCGCACUUCGGAUGGGGACGGCAUUUCUGCGGCCACGAGUGGGAUGUGGGGGUGACCUGCACAGAUGCCGUGGAGCUGAGGCUGGCGGGCGGCGGCAGUCCCUGUGCCGGGAGGGUGGAGGUGAAGCUGCAGGGCCACUGGGGCACAGUGGGAGACGACAACUGGGACUUGGAGGACGCCGAGGUGGUUUGCCAGCAGCUGGGUUGUGGUUCGGCUUCUGGCGCCUUCUCUGCCCGGGACCGCUUUGGAGUAGGGGAUGGGCUGGUCAGCCUGGCCCUGGUGGACUGCAGAGGGGACGAGGCCACGCUCUGGGACUGCGAGAUCCGUGGCUGGGGACCCUAUAACAGCAGCAUCCAUGGAUUGGACACUGCCGUUGUCUGCCAAGGCUUUUCCCGGCUGGUUGGUGGCGAUGGAUCCUGUGCCGGGCGGCUGCAAGUGCGUCAGGGCCGUGCCUGGGUCGGUGUGUGUGAGGAUCGUGUGGACAUGAAGGUGGCCCAGGUGGUGUGCAGGGAGCUGGGCUGCGGUGAGGUGAUCGCCAUCGCCGGCAGUGGCCGUUUUGGGGCAGUGUCGGGAUCACUCUGGGACGGGGGUUUCCAGUGCAAGGGCACCGAGCCCCGCCUCAGCGCCUGUGCCCGGCGUCCGGCCCAGAGCCAGAGCUGCAGCGGCCCUGGCAGCGUCAUCUGCUCCUCCUACACGGGCUUCCGGCUGGGGAACGGCAGCUCGGGAUGCUCCGGGCGCGUGGAGGUGGCAGCGAGGGGGACGUGGGGCUCCGUGUGCGCCAGCGAGUGGGACAUGGCCGAUGCGCACGUCCUGUGCCGCCACCUGGGCUGCGGCCGUGCCCUCAGCGUGCUGCCGGGAGGCUCCUUCGGCAGCGGGGAGGGGCCGCUGCGGCCGGACGCCUUCGGCUGCAGCGGGAGCGAGCGGCACCCGGGCCAGUGCCCCGUGGCCGUGCUGGGGAAGCCGCCCUGUGCCCCCGGGAACGCCGCCGCCGUCAACUGCUCAGGCGCUGUUGAGUCCCUGCGGCUGGUGAAGGGUGAGACCCGGUGCGAGGGCUUUCUGGAGUCGGAGACAAGCUCCGGGGCCUGGCGCCGUGUGCCAGGAGAGGUUUCGCUGCUACGGAAUUUCAGCAAUGUGUGUUGGAAUCUGGGCUGUGGAGGACUGGAGAAAAGUCAGGGUGUCCCUGGGAAGUCCUUCCUACGGGAUAUCAACUUGGGAGAGAGAAAAAUCUUGGAAAAAAUGAUCAAAGACAUUGUGCAGAUGACCACUGUUCUGUCUACUCGGACCAUAAGUGAGGGUCAUUUUUACAGUGAUUACAGGGGCAUGACCACUGCACCAGCUGACAUCCCUCAUGGGACCUACCUUGUCUGCUCAGGCAGCCUGCAGGUGAGGCUGGUGGGGAGCUCAGGGCGCUGUGCCGGGCGUGUGGAGGUCUAUUCCGGUGGCAGCUGGAGCUGGGUGUGCCAGGAAGGCUGGGAGCUGCAGGACGCGGCCAUUGUGUGCCGGGAGCUGGGCUGUGGCACGGCGCUGCAGGCCCCGGGCUGGGCGCGCUUGGGUGCCGGCCCGGGGCCGCUGUGGCCGUACAGCCCCGACUGCUCCGGCUCCGAGGAGUCUCUGUGGGAGUGCGGGCGCACGGAACGGCGCGAGUGCGGGCGCGGCGGCGGGGCAGGGGCCGUGUGCUCAGAGCAGCUCUCCGUGCGGCUGGCAGGGGGCCGUGGGCGCUGCCGGGGCUUCCUGGAGGUCUCCUACAACGGCACCUGGGGCCGCGUUUGCGCCAACGGCACCGGCGAUGGCACCGCCGGCACCGUCUGCCGCCAGCUGGGCUGUGGACACCGGGGCUGGCUCAGAGCUGUCUCCGCCCAGGAGCCGAGCGAGGCCUGGCUGGCCUGGGUGGGCUGUGAGGACGGGGCCCGCUCGCUCUGGCAGUGCCCCUCGGCACCCUGGCACCUGCAGAGCUGUGGCACCGACGAGCACGCCUAUGUGGAGUGUGAGGAGCACAGUGAUGGCACCACUGAGGGACACACUACCCCAUAUCCGGAGGGUGCCACCAGCACAGGUGUCCCCAGAAGGCGGCCCCGGGCAGUGGCCGUGGGGUCUGUGCCCGUGCCCACUGUGCUGUGCGUGGUGCUGGGGACGCUGCUGUGCCUGUCCCUGGGUGCCCUGGCCCUGCUGCUGUGCCGUGCCCGUGCCCGGCGCCAAGACCCUGGCAGAGCUGCAGAUGCCCUCUCCAACGCUGUCUACGAGGAGCUGGAUUACAAAGCCAUGCCCGAGUACCAGGAGGUGCCCACUCCCCCAGGUUCCCUGUUGGAGGGAUGGGUGAAGAAGCUGCCGUAUGACACCGGGGACAGCGUGGAGGGGAGUGACAGCGAGGCAGCCCCAGAUCCCCCUGCCCGGCCCGAGCAAGGACCCCCGGAUGGCUACGACGAUGUCCUGGAUGUGGCCCAGGAGCCCCCCGCUGCCAGCACUGGGGACAUCUCCGAGGGAGUGGCACGGCAGAGGUGGAUCUAUGUGCUGCCCACAGGUGGCAUCUACUCCCCUCCAGGUCCCCCAGGAGCCACCAGGGAGCCCUCGGAACAGCCCCCUGGACACAUGGACUAUGAUGAUCACCCCGCGGUGGCAGGGCAGCCGGGCCAUGGCCCCGGCCUGGGGCACGUCGUGCUCCAGGAGGUUCCCGAUGUUCAGGCCGGGCUGCAGGGCCCGGAGGGCGUCCAGUUCCUGCAGCAGGGCCUGGCUGAAUCCGUCCGUGCUCAGCCUGGGCGUGGAGGAGGCAGGAGCAGAGGAGAAGUUGUUGGAGCUUGUGGGGAGGGAGGUGCUGCAGCGGCCGCGGUGCCGGUGCGGCCCUGCCUGUCCCGCGGCCUCCGCUGCCCGGCUCGGGCAUGCCGGGCAUGGAAGGGGCCGGGACAGGGCCCUGACUCACCCCAGGCUCCUCAGCGGGCAGGCGGGAUGCCGGAGCUGCUGGCAGAGCUGCAGGACGCCCUGGGCUCGCAGCUCGAUGUCGCUCAGGUCCAGGCAGCUGAGACGGGGCCCCUGCAGCAGCCGCGCAGCCAGGGCUGGGCAGGAGGUGCCCGCCAGCCGGCAGCUGCCCAGCCUGUGGGAGCGAGGGAAAGAGGGAAGGAGGGCUUUGGCCUCUGCUCGCUGAGCUGCUCCAGCGGGGAUCAGUGGAGCCGCAGCUGUGAAUGGGUGUCAGAGCCAUCGGCGCAAGCGGAUCGCUGCGUAGGGAAUGCGCUGCCGGAGAGUCCUGUGAAGGGUGAGCCCGGGGCGUUUCCCGCCGUGCGCGGCUGGCGGGCUGCAGGGGCCCGGGGCGGCGGGGCCGGGGCGGCGGAGACGCGGCGCUGUCGGCGGCAGCGCAGGUGUCGGGAGGAGCGUGCGGUUGCUGGCGAGGCCGGGAGCCGCCGGGGGGUGACCGCCUCCUUCCUGCCCUGGGGCGAGGCGAGCGCGGGGCCGCAGCUGCGGCAGCAGCGCCAUGUGGCAGCGCCGCCGCGAGGGACCGGGCAGCUGGCAGCCCCGCCGAGAGCCGGGGGCUGCUGCCACCCCCCCGGGGGCUCCGGGCAGCCGGGAGGGGAGCGCCCCGAGCGUGGGCCUUUGAGCUUUGCAGGCUCCGGGGAGCUGCGUCUGGUGGGCGGCGGCGGGCGCUGUGCCGGGCGCGUGGAGGUGAAGCACGGCGGUGAGUGGGGCUCCGUGUGCGCCUUCGACUUCGACUGGGAGGCUCGCUGGGCCGUGGUGGUGUGCCGGCAGCUGGGCUGCGGCCGGGUGGCCAGGGCGUCCCUGCACGCCCCGUUCGGGCCAGGCAGCGGGCGGAUCUGGCUGCAGCCCUUCUUCUGCCGUGGCACCGAGGAUGCGCUGGAGCAGUGUCCUAACUUCGGAUGGGGACGGCAUUUCUGCGGCCACGAGUGGGAUGUGGGGGUGACCUGCACAGAUGCCGUGGAGCUGAGGCUGGCGGGCGGCGGCAGUCCCUGUGCCGGGAGGGUGGAGGUGAAGCUGCAGGGCCACUGGGGCACGGUGGGAGACGACAACUGGGACUUGGAGGACGCCGAGGUGGUUUGCCAGCAGCUGGGUUGUGGCUCGGCUUCUGCUGCCUACUACACCCACGAGCGCUUUGGCGUAGGGGACGGGCUGGUCAGCCUGGCCCUGGUGGACUGCAGAGGGGACGAGGCCACGCUCUGGGACUGCGAGAUCCGUGGCUGGGGACCCUAUAACAGCAGCAUCCAUGGAUUGAAUUCCGCCGUUGUCUGCCAAGGCUUUUCCCGGCUGGUUGGUGGCGAUGGAGCCUGUACCGGGUGGCUGGAGGUGCGUCAGGGCCGUGCCUGGGUCGGUGUGUGUGAGGAUCGUGUGGACAUGAAGGUGGCCCAGGUGGUGUGCAGGGAGCUGGGCUGCGGUGAGGUGAUCGCCAUCGCCGGCAGUGGCCGUUUUGGGGCAGUGUCGGGAUCGCUCUGGGACGGGGGUUUCCAGUGCAAGGGCACCGAGCCCCGCCUCAGCGCCUGUGCCCGGCGUCCGGCCCAGAGCCAGAGCUGCAGCGGCCCUGGCAGCGUCAUCUGCUCCUCCUACACGGGCUUCCGGCUGGGGAACGGCAGCUCGGGAUGCUCCGGGCGAGUGGAGGUGGCAGUGAGGGGGACGUGGGGCUCCGUGUGCGCCAGCGAGUGGGACCUGGCCGAUGCACACGUCCUGUGCCGCUACCUGGGCUGCGGCCGCGCCCUCAGCGUGCUGCCGGGAGGCUCCUUCGGCAGCGGGGAGGGGCCGCUGCGGCCGGACGCCUUCGGCUGCAGCGGGAGCGAGCGGCACCCGGGCCAGUGCCCCGUGGCCGUGCUGGGGAAGCCGCCCUGUGCCCCCGGGAACGCCGCCGCCGUCAACUGCUCAGGUGUUGACUUCAUCACGUCCCUGAGGCUGGUGGAUGGUCAGAGCUUCUGUGAUGGGCGGCUGGAGGAGAGCAUAACCAGCCCAGCCUGGCGCCGUGUGCCUCUGGAGCAGUGGAAGUUAUGGGAUGUGUACAUGGUGUGUGCAGUGCUGGGCUGUGGCCUUCCCAAGGACGUUUACACUGCCUUGGGUACGGCUCCUGUAUUGAGCAGCAGCCGCAGCGAGGUGGACAUCAUUACUGAAGAGAUGGACAGUAUUUUGGGCAUCGGCUCUGCACUGACCAGCAGCCCUGAGGAGAUGGAUAACCAGCUGGAGGAGAUGGGUGAUGUCUCAGGAAUGGGUCCUGCAGCGAACAGCAGCCUUGAAGAGAUAAUUAUUGUCUGCUCAGGCAGCCUGCGGGUGAGGCUGGUGGGGAGCUCAGGGCGCUGUGCCGGGCGUGUGGAGGUCUAUUCCGGUGGCAGCUGGAGCUGGGUGUGCCAGGAAGGCUGGGAGCUGCAGGACGCGGCCGUUGUGUGCCGGGAGCUGGGCUGUGGCACGGCGCUGCAGGCCCCGGGCUGGGCGCGCUUGGGUGCCGGCCCGGGGCCGCUGUGGCCGUACAGCCCCGACUGCUCCGGCUCCGAGGAGUCUCUGUGGGAGUGCGGGCGCACGGAACGGCGCGAGUGCGGGCGCGGCGGCGGGGCAGGGGCCGUGUGCUCAGAGCAGCUCUCCGUGCGGCUGGCAGGGGGCCGUGGGCGCUGCCGGGGCUUCCUGGAGGUCUCCUACAACGGCACCUGGGGCCGCGUUUGCGCCAACGGCACCGGCGAUGGCACCGCCGGCACCGUCUGCCGCCAGCUGGGCUGUGGACACCGGGGCUGGCUCAGAGCUGUCUCCGCCCAGGAGCCGAGCGAGGCCUGGCUGGCCUGGGUGGGCUGUGAGGACGGGGCCCGCUCGCUCUGGCAGUGCCCCUCGGCACCCUGGCACCUGCAGAGUUGUGGCACCGACGAGCACGCCUAUGUGGAGUGUGAGGAGCACAGUGAUGGCACCACUGAGGGACACACUACCCCAUAUCCGGAGGGUGCCACCAGCACAGGUGUCCCCAGAAGGCGGCCCCGGGCAGUGACCGUGGGGUCUGUGCCCGUGCCCACUGUGCUGUGUGUGGUGCUGGGGACGCUGCUGUGCCUGUCCCUGGGUGCCCUGGCCCUGCUGCUGUGCCGUGCCCGUGCCCGGCGCCAAGACCCUGGCAGAGCUGCAGAUGCCAUCUCCAACGCUGUCUACGAGGAGCUGGAUUACAAAGCCAUGCCCGAGUACCAGGAGGUGCCCACUCCCCCAGGUUCCCUGUUGGAGGGAUGGGUGAAGAAGCUGCCGUAUGACACCGGGGACAGCGUGGAGGGGAGUGACACUGAGGCAGCCCCAGAUCCCCCUGCCCGGCCCGAGCAAGGACCCCCGGAUGGCUACGACGAUGUCCUGGAUGUGGCCCAGGAGCCCCCCACUGCCAGCACUGGGGACAUCUCCGAGGGAGUGGCACGGCAGAGGUGGAUCUAUGUGCUGCCCACAGGUCCCCCAGGAGCCACCAGGGAGCCCUCGGAACAGCCCCCUGGACACAUGGACUAUGAUGAUGUCGGCAGCAGCGCCCUGGGGACGUUGCCAUGAACACGUCCUGGCCAUGCCACAGCCCUGGGGACGCGUGUGUGGCAGUGUGGUGGGGCCCUGUCCCCAGGGAAGGCUGGCCCUGCCCACAGAGGUCAGCCCUCGCUGUCAAGCGCUGCAGGAAAAGAGCUCCUGUGCAGGGAUUAUCUUUGAUUUCAGUGUGAUUUUCCCUUUUUUCCUAUUAAAACCCAAACUGGUCAGAGAGUCAUUCCCAGACCAGGAACCUCA
Molecule: messenger RNA, 7266 nt
Organism: Zonotrichia leucophrys gambelii
Lineage: Eukaryota; Metazoa; Chordata; Aves; Passeriformes; Passerellidae
Exons: 27
Coding region: 1-7041 (2346 amino acids)
Biological process (GO): zymogen activation
Cellular component (GO): plasma membrane
Molecular function (GO): serine-type endopeptidase activity
Source: RefSeq, a predicted model, not a curated record